Molecule: messenger RNA, 11161 nt
Organism: Corythoichthys intestinalis (scribbled pipefish)
Lineage: Eukaryota; Metazoa; Chordata; Actinopteri; Syngnathiformes; Syngnathidae
Exons: 2
Coding region: 348-1718 (456 amino acids)
Molecular function (GO): protein binding
Source: RefSeq, a predicted model, not a curated record
ACGGGGCGGGGCUUGCUCUAGAAUUACACAUCGAUGUAACCAAAUGUGUUGGACGGGCUUAUUUUUAUUUUUAUUAUUUAUUUAUUUUUCAAUUUUUAAAUACACCAUUUUGGUCUUUCAUCCACUGUGUUGCUUGUAGAUUAUAUUCUAUAUAGGCGGCACGAUUAGAGGUUAGCACGUCUGCUUCACAGUUGUGAUACAGAGGCUUCGAGGAUCAAGGUCCUAAUCCCCCAAACCGGCCAAACUCCAGGGAAGAGGGAAAGUCGGAGGACAAAAGUCAUAAUGCAGAGGUAAAAAAAAAAAAAAAAAAAAAAAAAAAAGUCGAGCCUCUUAGCUAUAGGCUUGUAAUGUCGGAGAUCCCGCCGCUGCCACCGGAGCUAUGGGUGUCUGUGCUGAGCUUUCUGGGCCCCGCCGACAUGCAGGCGGUGCGCUGCUCGUGCAGAGCCCUGCGUCUGCUAGCCGACCACUCGUACUUGUGGCGGGGCCAGGCGGUGGUGCUCUCCGACCUGCGCCGCUACACAUACGGCUUCUGGGAAACGCUGCAACGACGCAAACUCACCCGCGUGGCCGUUCGUCACCUGCGGCGCAAAGAGUGGCGGCGCCUGGUAAAGUUCUUGCCGAUGCUGAGCGCCGUGGCCUUUGUCAACGGCGGCCGUGUAUACGACCAAAAGUACUUGGAGCACCUGCUUCACUUUGCCGACUUGCGCGAGCUGGCCGUGCGGGACGCCGUGUGGUCGGGGCCCAUGCUGAGCCCGGCCCUCUGCCUCCACUUAAGCACCCGGCUCACCCACCUGAGCGUGUGCAACAUCAGCAUGCCGUCCGCCGCUGACUUUGUCCGCGCCUUGGCCGGUCUGCGCAAUCUGCGCUACCUGCUCUUCCACCAGCAAGGGGAUGGCUGCGGUUUGGACCGGGUGCGGCCGGUGCCCCGGGACGACUUCCACCAAAUGAUGAUCGGCCUGCCCAAGCUCGCUCAUCUGUCGUGGGGCAUGAGGGGCGAGCCCCAGGAGCCCCUGCCGGACGACUACCUGAGCCCCGUCGACUCACGGCGUCCAGAUUUACCGUACGGGGGUCCGGCCCUGAGCAGCCUGGAGCUGGUGGACUACCCCGAGACUAUCUUGCCUUACAACGCGCUGAGGAGUUUAACAUCCCUGCGCUCCCUGACGGUGCGCUACAGCUACAUCCGUGACGGCCGCGACUGCCGCCUGGCGUCCUGGCUCGACCCCCUCGAGCACCUGGAGACCCUCGGAAUUGUGGGCGAGAACUCGCUGUCGCUUUACACCGACACCAUCCCGGCAGGUGUGACGCGGCUGACGUUGCGCGUGGCUAUCACGCUGAAGGAGUUGGAUGCUAUCGCGCCCAAAGUUGUGGCCCUGGAGCACCUGGAUAUCGAGCAGAACCGCUCCAGCGGAAGCCUUUGCCGACGCAUCCCCAUGUUGUUCCCGUAUUUGAAGACUCUGCGCAUACGCUUCUUCCGCCGUGAGCCCGAGAAGGACCUCCUGAACCUGCAGCGUCUUCUCCACUUGGAGCGUCUGGAGCUCGUGGUGGAGCGUUCCUUCAUCCUGCGAGACUACAUGACUGGGCACCUGUGGCCCAGCCCCGCCGUCCAGGAGCUCAUCGAUCAGCUGGUGCGGCUGUCGGACAAUCGUAUCAAGGUGGUGACCGCCAUGCGUCGCCGAGACCCGAUCCGGGAAUGCAACUGCCUUUGGGAGGGGGACUGACUGCUCGACGACUUUGAUGUAGCCAGUUAACACUGACCCCCACCAUGUCUUCUGUGGCUUAGCGGACAGACAAACGGAUGACCUUUGGAUCCGCUACAUCCAGGUGGCGAGAAGAGGUCGUCGUCGUCGUCGUCAUCAAAGAGGCUGCUUCUCGGCGACGCGGCAACACCGGUGAGGCCGGAGGGUGCACUGACGCUGGACUUCAUGGCUGCCGGCUCGCCGCCGGACUUCACAGCUGCCGCCUCAUUGUUCGUUUUGGGGCUUAGCCACUGAUCCUGAGGUGAUAUUCGACCGGUUAGCAAAUUGCGGGAUAUAUAUUCAGAGUCCCGCCCGUCGCGUACCUCGUCAUCACUGAAGAGGGAGCCAGAAAUGGCUUUGGUGGGCUGCGGUUUCAAUGUGUUCGCUGGCUUGGGUUUUGCUUUGGACUUGGAAGCAGAUGCAAAGAGAUCCUAGGGGAUGAGGAAGUAGAAAGUUUCAAAAAUAUUGUUCGAGUCAUAUUAGAACAGGGGUGUCCUAACUUUUUUCUCCCACAUCCGCUCACUGAAAAUCCUCCACUUUCACUUGUUAAAUUGAGAUAGGAAUCUGGUAUAUAUAUAUAUAUUAGGGCUGUCGAAAAUUAUUAAAAUUAUCGCAUUAACAGGCGGAAUUUUUAAAAAAUUAAUCACGUUAAAAUAUUUGACGCAUUUAACGCACAUUCCCCGUUCAAAGAGAUUAAAAUGACAGCAGAGUUUAAUGUCCACUUGUUACUUGUGUUUCUCGGUGUUUUGUCGCCCUCUGCUGGCGUUUGGAUGCGACUGCUUUUAUGGGCUUCAGAACCCAUGACCAUAGUGUAAGUAAUUAUUGACAUCAACAAUGGCGGGCUACUAGUUUAUUUUUUGAUUGACAAUUUUACAAAUUUUAUCAAAACGAAAAUAUUAGGAGGGGUUUUAAUAUCAAAUUUUUAUAACUUGUACUAACAUUAAUCUUUUAAGAACAAGUCUUUCUAUCCAUGGAUCGCUUGAACAGAAUGUUAAUAAUGUUAAUCUUGUUGAUUUAUUGUUAUAAUGAACAAAUAUAGUACUUAUGUACCGAAUGUUGAAUGUAUAUAUCCGUCUUGUGUCGUUCCAUUCCAACAAUAAUUUACAGACAAAUAUGGCAUAUUUUAUAGAUGGUUUGAAUUGCGAUUAAUUACGAUUAAUUUUUAAGCUGUAAUUAACUCGAUUAAAAUUUUUAAUCGUUUGACAGCCCUAAUAUAUGUAUUUAAGUACUAUUAACUCUUUUGCUGCCAUUGUAUCAUGUUAUAUAAUAUACCUGUAUUGGUGCCAUCAUUCUGAGCGAGCAAAGUUUUUGAGCAAGCAAUAAUGGAUUUUGAGCACAUAAAAUAAUAUUGAGCAAAAUAAAAUCUCCUCUGGGCUCCAUAAUUAUAGUUUCAUCCACUCAAUUCCUCCACCCGCUCUCGCUCAAUCUCUGUGCUCACCGGUUUGUUUUCUCUGUGCGCUCACUUGGACACACACGUUCCAAAUGUAGGUCUACUUCCGCCUGCUCUCGGGUUGUUUGGUUUCAUGGCACAUUUAGAAUGAGUGUGCCCAGGUGAGCGCGAAAAGAAAACAAACUGGCGAGCGCAGGGGUUGAGAGACUGAGCGAGAGCGGGUGAAACUACAAUUAUGGAGCCCAAACCAGAUUUUUUUUAGCUCAACAUUAUUUUAUGUGCUCAAAAUCUAUUUUGGCUCUCUCAAUAUAUUUUUAUGUGCUCGAAAGCUUUUUUCUGUGCUCAAAAUCUAAAACUGCUCACUCAGAAUAGUGCCACCAAUUGACGCCAUACCACUGACAGCGAUAGAGGGCCGCUCCAUUUUGACUAGGAAGCCCCCCCCCAAUCAAAACAGAUUGGUUGUCUACUAUCGUCAAUGGCGGUGAAACGUGAUUACGCAAUGCCAGCCUUCCCAGUUGGAAUGGGUUUGAUGUCUGGAACGGUUAAUGGCAGUGAAUGAGUUAGGAGCUACAAGCAACGAAAUAAUCCAGAGGUAAAUGCAUAUUGCAAAAUAAUAAAAUGUCCAGUGAAAGCCAAAAAAGUAAGGAAAUCACAUCCAAGAUAAAUUGAGCUGUUUAUGUAAAACAAAAAUACUCUACAUUCACGUCAACGUGUACUGUCAGGUUUUGGCCAGCUAGCUGAAAGAGGCUCUUCAAGUGACUGGCGCCAUCUUGUGUUAAAACUGAGAAGUGCAACUGAAUGUAGGUUGACUAGGCACGAAUGCUAUUUUUAGACAGUGACCUCGGCAUCGUAACCAGGAAGUGGGUCAACACAGACACGCCCUUGCAUACAAACUAUGUUAUUAUUGCUUGUUUUCUGCCGGUAAUCUUUCAAAAAAGAACAUGCAGAGUAAACACUGCUACUAUGGAACUUGUUGAAACUAUUAGAUAUUACAACAUAUGAAGGAUGUUUUCUUCAUACGUUUCCCGAAGCCAAAAACUCAGAGGAAAAAAUGUGAACAAUGGAUCAACUUGUGCGGACGUCCAAAAGAUCCGUUUAACGCCAACAAGGUGAGGCCAUUCACCUUCAUGUGCAGUAAACAUUUUGUUGGGGGCCAUGGCCCUACAGAGGAUGAAGAUUUAAGCCAUUGUGAUAUUUUUACUUAUUUUCUAGCGUGACAUUUUGGAAUGCUGCUUCUGUCUGACAAUGAAUGACCUGAAAAAAUUUAAAUGGUAUCUGACUGCCAGUGUUGUUACUAGUACUGCAACGAUUAAUCGAUUAACUCGAGUAUUCGAUUAGAAAAAAAUAUUCGAAUUAAAUUUUGUUGCUUAGAGUAUUCGUUUAAUUAAGGUGGCGUUGGAAUGUUUUUUUUUUUUUUAAAGUAUUUGCAUUUCGUUUUAUUGAUUAGGGUGGAUACACUGCCCUCUGGUCUGCCUCAUUUCACAUGGUUGAAUCCAACUGAUCCCUGUUAAGACCAACGUAAGCAAAGUUUUUGUUUGAGAAAAUUUUUUUUUUUAAUGCAUUCGUAAAUUAGUUUAUAGAAAUAUUUAGCCGUUUUUUGUGGGAAUAUGUGUCUGACCCAUUUGUUGGGAGCAUUGAAAAAAACGUUAGCAUUUUAUAGCAUUUAAGCUAUCAGACUUUUGCUAUGUAGGUUAGCCAAUUGUUCUUUUGUUGUACAUAGAUCCUUGCCUGGUACACCAGACUCAACGCUGUUCCAGCUAUUGAGUCUGGCCACCAUUCCCACGGAUACAAUUUCCAGGGCGGAGCAAGCCACAGCAAACAGACAGCGGAGUGGACCAAUCAGCGACGGGCAGACGUGACGUUAUUAACUGACGACGGAAGCACGAGGGACUUGCGCGCGGAAGUAAACAUACGAAGAGAGCGGAGUUUAUUCAACAUGGCUAGCGCGAGACAGACUAUUGUCAUUGACUCGUGUCGAUGUGUUUUUGGUAAUUUAAAACAGAAUUUACCGCGGAUUGGAACAUGUUCUCGGUUAUCCCGUUGACCAUCUGUGUUGUGGAGACGACUUUCGACGCGCAAGAGUGACGUUGCUCGUGAAAAACACGUCACGCAAAUAAACGAAUCUGAUUUGUCGAUUGAUUUUGUACCUGCUCGAAAAGGCCGUUAAUGGGAUGGUUCCCAGACUAUUUCUCUCAGUGUUUGAAAAAUACAGGGAGAAUAGUUUGGCAGAGCCAGGCAACAUAGAUCCUAAUUUAUUAAUUUUUUUUACCAUUUGAGGCUCAGCUCAGGUAUUUUAAUUUUUCAUGUUCCUUAUCCGAUUAUUCGAACUAUUUCAUCGAUUAAUCAACUACAAAAAUAAUCCAUAGCUGCAGCCCUAGUUGUUACCUUUUCUGUUGUCAUAAAAACAACUUUAGUAAGGGGGAAGUGUAAAUAAAUUAUAGAAUUAAGAUUUGUUAUCAAUGAAAAAAUUAAAAGUGUUCGUUGGCUGUCACUGAGUAGCAUUUGCGAUCGCUACACAAAAAUAGCAAUAUAAAUUACCCAUGAGAACGGAAGACAACCAGAGGAUGUAAUAUACAAGAAAGACAGGGAAAAUGGUGGUAAAGGAUAGUUGAAAUAGAAUGUCAUUGUCAGUGGCAUAAGGCAAUGCACACAAGAAAAAGGUGUCGAUAAAAAAAGCUACCUCUGGAUCAGGUCGGCUCUUUUUCAGCCCUCGACCCUCAAGCAAUCUCUUUAACUGAACAUUUGUAUGUUCUUCCACAUCUUUACAGUGAAUUUGGCACCAGGGACAUCAUUUUUAGACAGAACUGGUAGGUUUAGCUCAGUAAACAUUUCGUUCGUACUAAGGGGUGUCAAACGAUUAAAAUUUUUAAUCGAGUUAAUUACAGCUUAAAAAUUAAUUAAUCGUAAUUAAUCGCAAUUCAAACCAUCUAUAAAAUAUGCAAUAUUUUUCUGUAAAUUAUUGUUGGAAUCGAAAGAUAAGACACAAGAUGGAUAUAUACAUUCAACAUACGGUACAUAAGUACUGUAUUUCUUUAUUAUAACAAUAAAUCAACAAGAAGGCAUUACCAUUAUUAACAUUCUGUUAAAGUGAUCCAUGGAUAGAAAGACUUGUAGUUCUUAAAAGAAAUGUUAGUACAAGUUAUAGAAAUUUUAUAUCAAAACCCCUCUUCAUGUUUUUGUUUUAAUAAAAUUUGUAAAAUUGUCAAUCAAAAAAUAAACUAGUAGCCCGCCAUUGUUGAUGUCAAUAAUUACUUACACAAUGCUCAUGGGUGCUGAAGCCUAUAAAAUCACUCGCACCCAAGCGCCAGCAGAGGGCGGCAAAACUCCGAAAAACACAACAAGUACACCUUUCACUGUGCCAUCAUUUUAAUCUGUUUGAGCGGGGCAUUUGUGCGUUAAUUGCUUCAAAUAUUUUUACGGGAUUAAUUUAAAAAAUUAAUUACUGCUCGUUGACGCGAUGAUUUUGACAGCCCUAGUUCAUACAAUAUUUACAUGGAUUUAGCAUUACGGAAAAACGCGAGCUUGACCUGCCUAGCAACAAUUGCUAACGUCAUGAAUAUUGAUGAGCAAAAGCGACGUGUUGCGUGCGGUACGCCAUUGAAGCUUCUUUUGCGGGCCAUGUUCAAUGAUAUUCUCAUCAUUUAUUGCGGGACUCGAAAAAUUAGGCAGCGACCGUAGUUUGAACACCCCUGUAGUAAAGGGACUGCUUCUAUUUCAGCGUAACGACAUUUGUUUACCUCUUCGUGAUCAUCGUCGAAAAAGGUCACAUGUUGCUUGCUGAUUCUGCUCUGAUUCUUGGUUUGGGGAAGAGACUGACUCCUGGGGAUGGUUGCAAAGAUCUACAAGAAGCAUCCAUCAUAAAUACUGUAUCACAGAAAAGAUCUCGUCGAGGAACUGAUGAGCUCACUUGAGUGUCGUCGUCAUCGGAAAAGAUGCCGCUCGUCAGGGGUUUCUUGGUCGGAGCCGGGCUGACGUUUGGAACCGAACCGUUCUAAAAAAGGUGACAAUCAUGACCGAAGCCCUGAAAAAAAACAUUUAACAGCAAUGAGUUUGUCGAACCUUUUCCGAUUUUUCCGAUUCCUCACUGGAAGAAAGAUGACGUUUCUUCAAGCUCUCUGUCAGCAAGUUUUUCGUUCCGGGACCGAACAUGGAGACUGCACCGGCUGGCAUCUUUUAAAAUAAAAAUAAAGCACACGUACCAUAUAUUUUCAUUCAUGGUGGAAAUUUGUCUUUUUCUUACCUUCUUUUCUGGCGGUUUAACCGGCGGCUCUUCCACCUUCUUGUUCCUAUCCGCCGUCUCACCAAAUAUGUCACGGUCCUUGUCGUCUUCGUUGAAAAGGUCGGCGGAUAUUUUAGCUUUGGCUUUUUCCUGUGUAGCUGGAGACACAAAGUGACAAGCAGAAUGACUGCGACGUAAAUCGAAUCCAUUCUAAUCCACAGAAAUCAUUCAUCAUCAUCAGAAAUCAUUCUUUGGACUGGGAGCGAUCGAAGUGCGGGGGCAGUCAAAGUCUUCUUUAUUCAUAUAUUUAAAAACAAAAAGGAGACAAAUGUAAUUACCUUUUAUAUCUUAAAAAAAAAAACUACAUUAAAGUUUUGUUACAUUUAACAUUUUCAUUCAUUUUAAAUAAAAAACAAGCAUGAAUAAAGGAAAAGCAGUACAGUAAAGAAUAUAUUUGGCUAUUUAUACAUUUUUAACAUUAAAAAAAUAAGGAAAUCAUGUAAAUAUCCUCUUAGUUAUGUUUACAUUAAAAAGAGGAAAAGCAGUUAUUUUAUUUAUCAAAAUAAAAAAGUUAUUUUGUGUUUUUAUUUUUAGUUGUUUUUUUUAAUUUUUGUAUUCAAAAAAAAGAAAAAAAAGGGGGGGGGGUGGAAGCAGUACAGUAAAUAGUUUCUAUUUUCCUAUUUGUUUCACUGCCACUGAUGGCGACAGUUGGGACAAGGAGAAGACCAAUGAAGGAACAUUCAUUCGCCCUUUCCCAAUCAAAAUGGAUAGGACAUCUAUCACCCUCAUUGAGUUAAAAAUGAACACUUACCGUUUUUCAGGUUUUUAGCACUGAAGAAGUCAUCGUCGUCGUCCUCUUCGUCAAACAGCCCCCCGCUGGUGGGGGCCUGUUUAGGAGGGACGUUGCUUUUGCUGUGUGUCGCUCCGUUUUCUGUUAAGUCUCCCACAGGACCGAACAGGCUGUUGCCUAUGUCAGAAAAUCAGAAGUUAUUUGGGGCGCUUUCUCACAUGUAAAAACGGUAAACGCUUAUACCUGGAAAUAUCGAAACAGCACCAGCUGGAACUUUCUUGACACUUUUUUCAGGUUCUUUCAGGAGGAGAGGUGUGAAAAUGCUCAAUAUGUAAUGUAGUUUUUGAGGAAACACAGUAUUUACCUGCUGCUCGAGUGUCGCUCUCGAUGCUUUCAUUUGCUGAUUUUUCCUCUGUGGACACGGGAAGCGUCGCUGUGUUGGAGAAGAGAUCACCCUGCGUGGUAGUCCAUAAUUGGAGGAUCUUUUGUCAUGUUUUUCACGUUCCAUCAUGUUAACGUAUGAGGAGGGAUGAUUUAGCAAGGCAGACCGUUCGGUCUUGAUGUGCGGUCGAUAAAAAGUUUUCGAAAUCCCGCCAAAACCAAAAAAUGGCUGCAGGUGUUCAGGAUAUUAAACCCGGUAUUCUGUCAGAUUAGGACAUCCAUAUGAUUUUGUAGCACACAUUAGAUAGCACAAAGCGCUUCAUAAAACUUUUCAUUUACAGUUAUGUCAUUGGGACAAUAUUUUGCGGCCCCCAUUUGACUUCCAAUUGUUAUAUUAGUGUUGCCUGCAUAUAUUUGCUAUAAAAAAAUGUCAAUGGUUUUUAAAUUAAACAGGGAUGCAUUUCAGAUUUUUUUUCCAAUGCAAACUGGAAAAAAAAAUCAAUGAGUAAUAAAAAUAUCAUCCUAAAUCAAAUCAAAUAUUCAUUUUCCGAACCCCUUAUCCUAACUAGGGUCAAUGUUAAUAAAAUUAAAUAUUUUUUGUUUUAAUUAAUCUCUUGUGACCUCACAUAGAUAGCAUUUCUCUUUGUCUGCCAUGGACGGCAUCGGAUCGUUUCCAGCCCCUCCUCGUUGAAAUGGAUUGGAUGUCUUGCUGCCAAUAGGUGUUUUGAAUAUCAAUUUCCCUCUUUUACUAACUACCACAACACAUACUGGCACUCUGUGACCUGGGCUGGCAGUAACUUAAUGAGUUAUUUUGACGCCAAAAAUGUUUGGUAAAUCUGCAUUUUAACACGAAAUCACAAUGGCGGCCCUAUGUAGCCCAGUGCACACCGCACGGGCUCAGGCACGUAUAUAUCUAUAAAUAAACUAUUAUAAAGUGCUUUGAGCAACAGUUAAUAUGUGGGAAAGCGCUACAUAAGGAUAUGGGUAACAGCACAAUUCAAGAAAAUCUACUGAUAGUGACAGGGUUUGUGAGGCUCACCUUGUUCAUGAUAACUUGUAGUGAUUACUUGUUAUUUAGAGAUUUAAAAAAAGAAUAAAGAAAAAUUUGAAAUUUGUGUCGUUGCAAUCCACCUAAAUUCUUGAAACAAAAAAUAUCCUCGCAAAGACAUUUGAAUGUUGUUGUGCAAUCUGGAGGGGAAUGAGAAAGUCAAUGACAUUACUUCGUCAUCGUCGUCAAAGAGUCCUUUCCCUCCGCUGAAGAGACCACUCUUGGUGCCGAACGGUGAGACGUGGUCUUCGUCUUUGUCGUCGUCCAUUUCUGGAGGUUUGAACAUGUCGUCACUAUCGUCGUCAGCCACUGAAGGAAGAGGAAUUUCAGCUCGAUAGUGGAUUACCACUUGGGAACAUGAUACAUGAGCAAAAAUAAAGACUGAAAAGCCCGUGCGUACCGUCCGAGCGUGUCGGCUUUGCUUGGUUUUUACUUUUACUUUUCUUCCUUGAUGACAAAGCUUAAAAAAAAAAAAAAAAAAACAUAUCGCGUGUAGAUGGCUCCGACUGACAACGGUAGGUGACGUGGUGGCGGCGACUCACAGGCUCGAUCCCCCGUCGGUUUGCCAACCAGUUCGCCUUUAAUUCUUGCGGCGAGUUCGUCGGCGAAGGACGACGGGCCUGCAUUCUGAAACCAACAUAGAAUAGAUGAACAAUCCGAGACGCGGCCGUUUUUGUAACAGCCCUACUGACCUUUGUGUUCUCCUCCUCCUUAUCAGACUCUCCAAAUAUGUCAGAAUCGUCAUCGUCCUCUUCGUAGCUCAACAUAGAUGACUUCUGAAAGCAUUGAGUAUUUAUUUCUAAAGUCUAUUCAAUUCAGUUGAAAUGUUCACUCAUUGGCUGCCACUGACGGUGACGGACAUCCAAUCCAUUUGAAGGAAUGGUUAUUCGCUGUCACCCUCUCAGUUUAAAUGGAUUGGACGUCCACUAAGCAAAAACUUUUAUUUUCACAGCAGGAUAAUUGGACGUCUAUCGUCAUCAGUGACACUGAAAGAGUUUAUAUACACUCUUAUAGGUUAGCGUACCUUCCUGAUACUACGGCGACCGUCAUCAUCCUCCUGCAUAAAGUCCUCGUCUGAAUGCUGCGAAGAAACAACUUUUUUUUUUCAAACCGCCACACUUAAAUGCGAAUGAAAUGCACUUACAUCUUGUGCGUCUUUGUCGUCUUCACUGUCGAUCACGCUGUCUCGCUCGCUGUCCACUGACAGUUCUGCGCCGAUAAAAAAACAUUAAAUACACAAAGUAACAUCCAAAAAUUGAGAGGGAAAAAAAAAGGCAAACUUUUCACUUUUUUAAAAAAUAAUUAUUUUGCAAUUUAUCAUUUAAAAGGAAAAACAAUAUUUUUAAAUUGCUUUAAUUUUCAUAUGUAAUUAAUUUGGUAGAUUAAAAAAUGUCCAAUUCCUUUUUAAAUAUCUUAAUAUUGUCUUGUUUUAUUUAAACUUUUAAUUCAAAAAGGGAAAAACUGUAUUAUCAUUUUUAAAUGUAUAUUAAUUUGUGUUAUAUCUUACAACAUUUCAGGUCAAAAGGAAAAAAAAAACACUAAUUAUGUUUUCAUUUUUUAAUUGCUUUUUUAAAUGGUUUCGAUCAAAAUUGACCAG